This is a messenger RNA of Fusarium fujikuroi IMI 58289, 1053 nucleotides long. RefSeq names its product probable D-amino-acid oxidase. The record is from RefSeq and is a predicted model, not a curated record. The coding region runs from base 1 to 1053 and encodes 350 amino acids. The transcript is spliced from 5 exons. Gene Ontology annotation, molecular function: D-amino-acid oxidase activity; FAD binding. Lineage: Eukaryota; Fungi; Ascomycota; Sordariomycetes; Hypocreales; Nectriaceae.
AUGGCGUCUGAUAGCAUUGUCAUCGUCGGGGCGGGAAUCAUAGGUCUCGAUGUCGCUCUCGUUCUCUCCCAACAAGGGUAUGGGAAGAACAUCACAGUCAUAGCCGAAUACCUCCCCGGCGACACUUCACCAUCAUACACAUCUCCUUGGGCUGGCUGCAACUUUUCCGCCAUUUCUGGCACUGAUGCCAACGCGAUAAAAUGGGAUCGCCACGGCUAUGCGCACUUGAAAAAGCUAGCUGCAGAAGACUCUGAAAAGUCUUUCGUCAAGAGGACGCCGUCAAUUGAGUUUUGGGAUGACAAUGUGCCGCAUGACAAGAUAAAGGCUAUGGCCGAUUAUCUCGAUGACUUCCGAGCAAUAUCUGCACAAGAGCUUCCCGAAGGCGUCAAGUUCGGAUGUGCAUUCACAACUUUGACUGUCAACGCGCCAGCUCACUGCCUGUAUCUGUACAACAGACUAAGAGAAGAGUUUGGCGUGCGGUUCAUCCGACGAAAGCUCGGAAGCAUCCAUGAGGCGUAUAAUAACCCUGCUACGAAACUUGUCUUCAACUGCACCGGCAACGCACCAAAGACGCUAGCAGGCGUGCAAGACGCGAAGUGUUAUCCCACUCGUGGUCAAGUUCUGCUUGUGAGGGCAUCUCAUGUCAGUACCAACGUCAUGCGUCACGGCAAGGAUUACGAGACAUAUGUCAUUCCGAGACCUGGGUCAAAUGGAAAUGUCAUUUUGGGAGGAUACAUGCAAAAGGGCAAUGAUGACAGCGCUACGUAUUCAUCCGAGAGCGAGUCUAUCCUCCAAAGGACAACAGAACUAAGCAAAGAGCUGCAGCAGAAGGAACCUGAAGUUUUGGCUGCAUUCGCGGGUAUGCGACCGUCUCGCGAAGGUGGCGCAAGAAUCGAACGUGAUGAGAUCCCCAUCAAUGGAGAAAGACGCAUAAUUGUGCAUAAUUAUGGUGCUGGUGGUACAGGCUUUCAAGCUGGUUACGGUAUGGCAUUGGAUGCCGCCAAGAGCAUCGAGGAUGUUCUGAGCACCCUUCCUACCAGGUCAUUAUUGUAA